AUCUCGCGAGUUGGGGAGCAGCGCCGCGCGGGACUGAGGUACUUAUCCCUUGCUCCUUCUCCACGACGCCGCUUCUCCCUCCCUCUCCGUCUCCCAAUCCCAUUGGCUACGGUUGAGUUAAUUCAACAACCUCUCUCUAAUCCAAUAAGAAUCAGCACUCUCUAGCACAUAUAUUUUCUUUCUUUGAAGUUUUUGGUCUCUUCUGCGUGCUCAGAUCUCCUAGUUUAUAGUUCUGCUUGUUUGUUUUUCUUACCCAGUUUCUUGGCUUCAUAAAUCUCACUAUUCUUAGGUAUUUCAACAAUGAUUAAAACAAAUUGUUCCUCUCUACCUUCCAAAUCUUAGGCUUUUCUGUGGCCGAUUCUGCUUCAAUAUUAAGCAAGGCAACUUAUGCCCUUCAUUGGUCCACACAAAUUUUGUAGGUUUUUUUUUCUUUUUCUUUUUGAGAAAUUUGUAGGUUUUCUUGAAUCAGGAAAACUGUUUUUGCGAGUUCAAGAAAGAAAACCAGCAAGAUUCUGAGGGUUCAACACAGUGGUGCGCUUUAGGUGUAGAUAUUUAGGUCAGUCAGGGAAUCGGAUGGCGUUUUCUUGUUCUAACUUUGGAUUGUAUAAUUCCACUUAUUUUCAUGGUGACGGCUGUACUGGCAUCAAUUUUUCGAGGGGCCAGAGUAGAAAAGGAGGAGUCGAGGUUAGGGGUUUUGGGUUUCAAAGUGAUCCUGCUGCUGAGUGCAGUUUGUUUUUGAAAACGACCACCUUUCGAGCUUCUUUCAGCGUUGAGAGAAGUGCUGGUGGUGCUUUCUCGAAGAAGACGAAAGGGAGCUCUGAGAUCAGGAGUGAGUUGCAGCACCCCGACGAAGCAGAUUCCACAGAUACGAGAAUCACUAUUCCACAGGAGGGAGGUGAUGCCUCUUUAAAAAAGGAAGCUUGCGUUCUUAAAUCAAACUAUCAUCCAAACCUUGAUUUUGGAAAUGGAGGCAUGGAUCAUCCUGAUGGAUCUGGUGGUAAUGGAAAAUUUCCACCAGGCAGACGGGGAGGUGAUGGUGGCAGAAAUGAUGGUGAUCACGAAAAAAAUAACGGAGAAGACGAUGAGUUUGGGCCAAUACUAAAGUUCAAUGAAGGUUGAGCGAAAGGGAUAUUGUUGUAAUCAAUUUGCGAUGGCAUAUGUACAUCUUUUCGGGUAAUUUGCUUUUUUUCGAUUUUAUAUGCUCUUUAUUAUGAUGAGUAUUAACGAUAUUCUUUGGAAAAAUCUUGAGUUAUUCGUCAUUUAUCCAUUGGCCGAGAUGUUUUCUGAAAA
Elaeis guineensis (African oil palm) is the source of this 1290-nucleotide messenger RNA. NCBI's taxonomy places the organism in Eukaryota, Viridiplantae, Streptophyta, Magnoliopsida, Arecales, Arecaceae. The record is from RefSeq and is a predicted model, not a curated record.